GAUCUGGACCUCUAACGGUCUCUCAGACUGAUCUGGGACCAGGACCAGCUUCACUAGCCCCGCCCACCAUCUGUCACUCACAGCCGCAGCAGGGACCCGUAUGAAAACAGACCAGAACGUUUGUCUAUCCGAGCCGAGCCGUGCUGACCCGGGUUCUGGUCUCAACGGAGCCUCUGGACUCACCGGUGCUCGGUCCUCCGCAGGUAAACACACCGAGACACGUGAAGAGGGAUCCGCGCGCUUCCGUCUCCCGGCUUCUCCUCAUACGUCAUGUGACCAUUCCAGCCAAUGAGACACUGGUCACGUGGAUUUGGAGGUGCUUCCGGGUCGGCAGGAGGAGAGAUUGUGGGACCGACAGAGAAAAGACAACAACACUAAAUACUCAUAAGUAACAACAACAACAACAACAACAUGAUCGACUACUGAGGGAAGCCGCCUGUCUGUCGUGCACCUGUGACGUCAUGUCCAAACAGAGGAGUUGUGCUAAAGCUCUGAUCAUCACAGACGACAAGCAGGCGGAUGACCUGAACCCAUUCUCCUUCAGAGAGUUCCUGCGCUGGAAGAACCUGGAACCAGAACCAGAUGUGGAAUCAGACCUGGACCAGACACACAGACAGAGGUUGUUGGAGGGCGUGACCUUUGACCCUGAGGCCAGAAGCUGUUUCUUGUCGGAGUCUUCUCUGGACCCUCAGGAGGAGGAGUGGGGGCGGAGCUUCCAGUUAGGUGUGGAGAGCACCUCCUCCCUCUGCACAGAGGAGGAGGAGGAGGAGGAGGAGGUGGAGGAAACCAGGUUCUCCUCCAGACCUGAGGUCCAGCAGGGAGCAGGAGGAGGAGCAGAGCAUUAUGAAGGAGAUGAUGAAACCUCCAUGGCUGAAGCCGUCUCCCCCUGCAGGAGGAGGAGCUCACAGCAGGAGGAGAACCAGUCUCUGAGGAGAUCCAUCAGGGAGCUGGAGAGGAGCUCACAGGCCAACCAGCGCAGGGUGGAGCAGCUGACGGAGGAGCUGCUGCAGAGGAGGCAUCGAGAGGAGCAGGAGGCGCAGGUUCUGGACAGCAUGGUGCACUCUGUGGAGCAGAACCUGACCCUGAUGACGAAGCGAGCAGUGAGGGCAGAGCUGUCUGUCUCUAAGCUGAAGUCGGAGCUGCAGCAGCUGCAGGUGGAGGUGGACUCCCUGCGCUCGGAAAACGAGGGUCUGAAGGCGGCAGAGUCGGAGGUCGUCAUGACGAUGAGACAAAGCGCUCAGGUGGCGUCUGAGUACCUGAACCAGACGGCGAGCCACGCCCACUCCUCCAUACGGCAGCUGCUGGGGGGGGCGGAGACCCUCUCUCUGGUCGCCCAGCUGUUGGCCUCCAUCGACAGAGUUUCCUCAGAGGACGCUCCGGGAUGAAAGACUUCCUACAGGUGCUUUACUCUGAAGGGGAAGAUGACAAGCAGCAGGACUGGCUGCUGCCUGGACGUGAUAGGCUAAGGGGCGGGACAUCUCUAAGCUGGUGACCAACCACAACAGAGCCGGCCAAAUACUGAUCUCUGAACACCAGCAGGAGAGGAUUCUUUAAAGUGCAGGCUAUAUUUGAGUCAUGAAAGAAGCCGGUAGCUUGAACCGUUUUAAGCGUGUAAAUGUGUUCCGUUGUUAAACAUCACCCAACAUGAUUUCUAUCUGACAGGCUGAACCUGAAGCAGGACCCUGAUGUACUUCUACACCUAUGUCCCGUUGAGACAAUAAAAGAGAAUCAGCAGAAUGAACUUCAUGCUUUUAUUCAGCAGAUAUGUGUAUCCAUAUAAUAAAGCCUUGUUUAAUAGUG
This is a messenger RNA of Eleginops maclovinus (Patagonian blennie), 1800 nucleotides long. RefSeq names its product endosome associated trafficking regulator 1 (gene entr1). Lineage: Eukaryota; Metazoa; Chordata; Actinopteri; Perciformes; Eleginopidae. The coding region runs from base 462 to 1385 and encodes 307 amino acids. Gene Ontology annotation, cellular component: recycling endosome; ciliary basal body; early endosome. Gene Ontology annotation, biological process: positive regulation of cilium assembly; positive regulation of protein localization to cilium; regulation of cytokinesis. The transcript is spliced from 10 exons. The record is from RefSeq and is a predicted model, not a curated record.